Danio aesculapii is the source of this 2496-nucleotide messenger RNA. It is a transcript of the gene llcp, whose product is annotated as treacle ribosome biogenesis factor 1. The transcript is spliced from 9 exons. The coding region runs from base 111 to 2045 and encodes 644 amino acids. Gene Ontology annotation, molecular function: protein binding. The record is from RefSeq and is a predicted model, not a curated record. NCBI's taxonomy places the organism in Eukaryota, Metazoa, Chordata, Actinopteri, Cypriniformes, Danionidae.
GUGCAGGAAUGCGCAUGUCGCUGCUGAGGGAGAGUAGCGGAAACAGAAACAUGUUGCAAAGUUUUACGUUUACGAAGCGUGGUCGUUUUUAAUUCCUCACCAUCACAAACAUGAGCUCAAAUAUUACAGACGCCUCGCAAAACGAGCUCAUUAAUUUAAUAUAUCAUCACUUAAAGGACAACGGAUACAAGAAAGCAGCGAGGUCGCUAAGAAAACACGCGCCCGAGGUUGCGACGAAUGCAGUGAAGGCUUCCCUGACUGAGAUCUUUAAGAAGUGGGCCAGCUCAGAUGAUGACGCUCCUCCGGUGCCUUCUGGUGUUCAGACUCCUGAGCUGAAGAGUCCAGUGAAGAGAAAGACUGGAACAGGAGCCAAAUCUAAGAUCGCGUCUCCCUCUGCUGGAAAAAAACUUGCCAGCAGCAAGAAAACUUCAGGAUCGGGAAUCAAAUCGCAGAAAGAGAAGACAAAAGAAAGCAAGAAAAAGAAAGAGCCGAGGAAAACAAAAGUGUUGACCUGUGAAGAUGUUUCUGCGUCUGGAUCGGUCUCUGCCACUCCAGGGAAUGAUUCAGACUCAGACACCAGUUUAGAUCUGGAGAAAUGGAGGAAAGUGGCUUCUCAGUUAUCAGAUGCUGAUAGAGCAAAGAUGGACGUUCUCUCAGUAUUGGAUGAAUCUGUUGUCACAUCGACUGGGAAACCUACAGCAAAGAGAAAGCCGAGACAGCCAGCAAAAGCCAAAAAAGACGCAAAACCAGCCAAUAAGGGAAAGUCAAAUACACCAGUAAAAAACAACAACACCGCCAAACCCGAGGACGUUCCUGCAGCAUCCACACCUCAACCAGACAAGUCUAAAAGCAAAGAUGCUGCAGUCAUUUCUGAAGUUAAAACGCCACCCAAAAAGACUGGAAAAAAGAUUAAUAGUAGUGUAUCAGGUAUUGAUGUGGUGGAGACAACAAAAGGAAGUACUGCACGUUCAGAAGUACAAAAUAAAGCGAAUAGAUCUGGGGGACCAGAUUCAGAAGUAAUUAAGAGUCCAAAAAAAGUUCAUUUUAAAUUAUCUGAUAGUGUUUCAGAGCAGUGUGAGAGGCCUAAAAUAGCUUGGACAGAAAAUGGUACAUCAGAAACACCGAACACAGUCGAGACGACAUCUAAAAAACAAAGAAAGAAGAAAAGCCAGUCUGAAUCUGGAGAUCCUGAAACUCCCUCAGAUAUUAAAGAGAUGACGAACAGUUCUAGUGAAACACUCAGUGAAGAAACUAACAUUACGAUCAACGCUGACCAAUCACAGACGCUUACAAGGAAAGUGAAGAAAAGCAAGAAGUCUAAAAAUGUUGAUGAGACGCUCUGCGGAAAGAUUAAAGCCAAGAAAACUGAUGUUUCUUCUGGGACUGAAUCUGAAUCAGUUAACACAGAUUCCUCAUGUAAAACAGAUGAACUUAUGGCCAAUAAAGAGCUUGAAGAAGCAGUCCAAUCUGAAACGCCAUCUAAAAAAGCUAAAGCCAAGAAAGUGAAAAGCACUGAAGAUCCCGGAGAGCUGGAAACACCGGUUAAAAAGACAAAAACAGAUGCAGAUGUGCUGCAGUCGCACUCUACAAACAGCUCCUUGAAGAAGAAGAAGAAGAAAAAAAACAAGACGGCUGCUGAUGGUGUGGAGAUCCAGAAUGAGAUAUCUCCAGAUGGAAAUCAGGACAAAACUCUAAACAAGAAAAAACACAAAAUAGAAGAAGAAGAAGCCGCAGAGGAGGAGGAAGAGGAGGUGGCAGAGCCCAAGAAGAAGAAGAAGAAGAAAAAGAAAAUCAAGGAGGAUGAGGAUGCAGAGCCUGCUGUUCAGACACCAGAAGAAGAAAAAGAAGCAGCAUCUGUUCCUGUAGAAGUGAACCAGAAGAAAAAAAAGAAGAAGAAAGAGAAGGAGAGAGAAGCAGCAGAGGAAGAUGAUGUAUCUCCUGUAUCUGCUCCACCUGAGGAGGUGCAGAUUCCCAAAAAGAAAAAGAAGUCAUCCAAGGAGAAGCAGCUCAGUAUUGAUAAAGCUCAUGGACUCAACAGCACAUAACAGAUGGAGUAGACUUUAUUUCUCGCUGAGGAAAAACUGAUGAAAUAAUCAUAAUAAUAGUGACUUAACAUGAAUGCAUGCUCUGUCCACACUGUCUGGAUCAUGUGUGUUCAUAUGCUUGUAAGUCAGCGUUUGUAUGUUUUAUAUUUUUUAUGAAGAGCUGGAUUUUAAGAGAAAUCAUGUUUUGUUUGGUUUUUUCUAUUUUUAUAACUGGACUUUCUGAAAUUAAGAAGGAUUUUAUGCCUUUUUUUAUUCUUUUAAACCUUUUUAUGAAAACAAAACAUGAAAGCCAUGAAAAAAAUCAUUGUAGGAAAAUGUAAAAAGGAAAUAAUGUAUGAUUGCUUAAUGCACUGAAUUCAGUCGUUCUGUGUUCAAUGUGUGAUCAUUAAGAAACAAUGUCAUAGUUUAAGUCUUUUUCUAGUGAUUUAAAAUACAAAUGAGAUUAUUUAUA